This is a messenger RNA of Fusarium vanettenii 77-13-4, 729 nucleotides long. RefSeq lists its product as uncharacterized. Gene Ontology annotation, molecular function: oxidoreductase activity. The record is from RefSeq and is a predicted model, not a curated record. The coding region runs from base 1 to 729 and encodes 242 amino acids. Lineage: Eukaryota; Fungi; Ascomycota; Sordariomycetes; Hypocreales; Nectriaceae. The transcript is spliced from 6 exons.
AUGCCCCCGUCAUCCCAGCCAGUCGAGCAGAGCAAGUCAUUCGCAAUAACUAGUGCAGCGAGCAACAUCGGCUUGGCCACAGCAAAGCUGCUUGCACGUCGCGGGGCUUUGCUCUCUCUUGCUGACUUGAGCUUACCACGGUUAGAAGCGGCUCGAUCUUCACUCGGGGGAGACAAUGAACGACACAUCAUUACCGCCGUCGACGUCAAGUCUAGCAGCGCCGUCAGUGCCUGGAUUCAGGACACAGUCAAGUGGUUUGGUGGGCUCGACGGAUGCGUGAAUGUUGCGGGCUUCUGUGGCCCGCAUAGAUACAUCGUUAUGGGAGUCAACGCUACAGGUGCUUUCAAUUGCACUCGGGCUGCUUUGUCCGUGAUGGGCGCCGGAGGGUCACUGGUCAACGUCACGAGCGCCGGUGGUCUUCAGGGGUUAGUUGGCAUGGGAGCUUAUUGCGCAAGCAAGCACGCCGUCAUCGGCUUGAGCAAGACGGCAGCCAAGGAGAUGGGUUCCAAGAACGUGAGAGUGAACUGUGUUGCUCCUAGUACAAUUGAUACGCCCAUGGUGAAGGAUAUGGAAGCGUCCAUAGGUACAAGUCUAACUGCAUCUCAUCAAGCCCUGGAUCGAAAGGCUGAUCCAUCAGAGGUUGCCAACGUAAUUGAGUUCCUCCUGAGCGACGAAGCGAGUUUCGUUACUGGUGCUGUGUAUAGUGUCGCCGGUGGCUGGAUGGCGUAA